Etheostoma cragini (Arkansas darter) is the source of this 1758-nucleotide messenger RNA. RefSeq names its product zinc finger protein 648 (gene znf648). The record is from RefSeq and is a predicted model, not a curated record. Gene Ontology annotation, molecular function: DNA-binding transcription factor activity, RNA polymerase II-specific; RNA polymerase II cis-regulatory region sequence-specific DNA binding. Gene Ontology annotation, biological process: regulation of DNA-templated transcription. The transcript is spliced from 2 exons. Lineage: Eukaryota; Metazoa; Chordata; Actinopteri; Perciformes; Percidae. Bases 281 to 1747 code for a protein of 488 amino acids.
UAGAGUGAAAGGUAAUUGAGCCAGAUACAAUUUCAUUGUUGUUGCUGACUAGCAGGAUAGAUCCUGACCCGGAGACGGCUGCUGCUGCCAAACCCCGCCCGUUAACGCCACUGCACAUCUCUUAUAUAUACAAGACCCAGGGCUUGUGGUCUAUCUCUGUGGCAUUUCUAGAGCGGAUCUUCUCUGAAGGAGACUGCAAGGUCUUUGAGGCAUAGUGUCUGGAAUUCCCUGAUCACCUUAAAAUCCAUGCAGAUGAUUUCCUGCCCCAUUACAAGUGGCCAUGGCUAAUGAAAUCUUCCCAAGGAAUUCUGACAGGGAAGUUGUUGAAAAGAUAAGUAAUAGGAAACACCAAGAAAGGAAUUGUGUCCUUCCUUCUUUACGAGAUGGACAGAUCUUAAUUAACACUCACCAUGUGAAAACUGACACCUCAUUUGGUGGUAUUUGUGGUAUGAACCUACUUUCAGAAAGCAGUGACACUGAAAUCCUUUAUCUGAACCCCCAAACACCAAAUUGGUCUCUCGUAGAGAAGUUUGUUGAGCUUUCACCACGAGAAGGAACAGGAUUUAAAGACGACAAGGACCCCAGCAGUCAACAAAAACACAACAAUAUAUGUGGAUCUAAUGAAGUUCUCUUGGAUGCUGCACAAAAGAAUGAAAGUAACUGCUCUCUAUACCUCAAGAACCAUAACAUACAAAGCAAUUUCUCAGCCAAACAGAGGGCAUCUAAGCUCAAAGAGGUAAAUGUAGAAGAAUAUUCUCCAGGUGGAGGUGGGAAUGAGGCCAAAAAGAAGAACGUGAACAGUCCUGUUAAGAAAUUACUUAAAACGUGUGAAGAUAACAAGAUCUCUCGACUUUUGGUAGCAAUGAAAAAACGCGGUGGAGUUGACAAAGAGCACCGUCCCUUCAAGUGCACACAUUGCAACUGGGCUUUUAAAAAGCUCUCCAACCUACAGAGUCACUUGCAAACGCACACUGGCCUCAAGCCACAUGUGUGUGAUAUUUGUGGCAAGGCUUACUCUCAUCAGGGCACAUUGCAGCAGCACAAACAUCUACACACAGGUGACAGACCAUAUCACUGUCCCUUCUGUGUCAAGACCUAUAUCUGGUCCUCAGAUUACCGCAAGCAUAUCCGCACACACACUGGUGAAAAGCCCUAUGUUUGUGACACUUGUGGCAAGGAUUUUAUUCGCUCCUCUGACUUGCGAAAGCAUGAGCGGAACAUGCAUACCAAUGACAAGCCCUUCCCAUGCACGCACUGUGGGAAGACCUUCAAUAAACCUCUCUCCCUGAAGCGUCAUGAGCGUAAGCACUUGGGAGAAAGGCCAUUUUCCUGUCCUGACUGUGGGAAAACCUUUACUCUGGCUAGUCGUAUGGCAGAGCACCAGAAGAUUCACGCCGGAGUGCGUCCGUACAUCUGCAUUGUUUGCUCCAAGUGUUUCACAAAGUCAUCCAAUUUGACCGAGCACGAGGCCAUUCACACUGGAGCGCGGCCCCAUAAGUGUACAGAGUGUGGCAUGGCGUUUGCCAUGGCUUCUCGCCUUGUUCGUCACCAGUAUGUCCACAAUAGAGAGAAACCCCACAACUGCACAGGCUGCAGCAAGAACUUUAGCCACCUAGACACAUUGAAGCUUCACCAGGAGCAAACCUGUGCUGGGAGGAUCUUUGUUUGUAUGAAGUGUAACAAAUCUUUCCAGUGUGCCGCAAAGCUUGCACAGCAUAUGCUGAACCACAGGGACACCAAUGUCUAAAUCAGUUUAAA